Molecule: messenger RNA, 1791 nt
Organism: Arabis nemorensis
Lineage: Eukaryota; Viridiplantae; Streptophyta; Magnoliopsida; Brassicales; Brassicaceae
Source: the annotation of a GenBank genome assembly
AUGGAGAAAAGCUUAGAUUCAGAGCUAUGGCAUGCUUGCGCUGGAGUAAUGGUGAAGAUACCGCCGGUAAAUUCAAAAGUAUUCUACUUUCCUCAAGGCCACGCCGAGCACGUCUCCUCCUCCUCCUCUGUCGCCACCGUCGAUUUCCGUCACUUCCCUCGGAUUCCGCCGUUGAUUCUCUGUCAAGUUACCUCCGUUACAUACCUUGCUGAUCCCAAAACCGACGAGGUUUACGCGAAAAUCGGAUUGAUACCGGAUUCUUUAGGGACUGUAUUUGAUCAAGAAGAAGUGUUUGAUGGCAAUGUUAAGCAGGAACCACCAGUUUCUUUUGCUAAGACUCUGACUCAAUCUGAUGCUAAUAAUGGAGGAGGAUUCUCUGUGCCACGGUAUUGCGCGGAUACGAUAUUUCCGCGGUUAGAUUACACGGCUGACCCGCCGGUUCAGAACAUUGUAGCUAGAGACAUUCACGGCGAGACGUGGAAGUUUAGACAUAUUUACCGGGGGACUCCGCGGCGCCAUUUGCUGACUACCGGUUGGAGUGCUUUUGUGAACCAUAAGAGACUUAUGGCUGGAGAUUCCGUUGUGUUCUUCAGAGCGGUUAGUGGCGAUAUAUGCAUCGGGGUUAGGAGGAUGAAACACUCUAGCGGUUGGAGCGGCUUGCCAGAUUAUUCUUUCUGUUCGUUUAUGCGGGAGGCGGAAAAGGAAGGGAAUGUAGUAAUGAUUAGUAGUAAUGGUAAUGGAAACGGUUCGAGAGUUAACGAUGAAUUGGUUGUUCAAGCGGCUAUAAAAGCGGCAAAUGGGAAGGCGUUUGAGGUGGUUUAUCACCCGAGGAAUAGCACACCGGAGUUUUGUGUGAUGGCAGGGACGGUGAGGCGUGCAAUGGAGGUCCAAUGGUGUCGUGGGAUGAGAUUUAAGAUGGCUUUUGAAACAGAGGAUUCGUCGCGGAUAAGCUGGUUUAUGGGGAGUGUUUCAGCUGUUCAACCCGCGGAUACUAUCCGCUGGCCAGAUUCUCCUUGGAGACUUCUUGAGGUGGCAUGGGACGAACCCGAGAUGCUACAAAACGUUAAACGGGUGAGCCCGUGGCUUGUGGAACCUGUUUCUGGUAUACCUGCCUUAAACUUCUCCCCGUUCUCACCACCGUUUAAGAGCCCGAGGCUGCUUCAACCGCCGGACUACACCCAGUUUCCAGCCCCAAGAUUCUCCUCAAACUUAUUCGAACCAAGGAACUUCUUACCCGAAAACCGCGACAACAACAUCAAUGUUCCUGAUUGCAUGCAGGGAGCCAGGCACACUCAAUUCGAUUUAUCCUUAACCCGAUUCAACAAUCCAAAGUUUAUACCCGCCGCAGCGACUGACACAAAUGAUAACGACGUUUCUUGUUUGCUAACAAUGGAUCUCAACCACUCAGUCAAGAACAACGAGAGGUCGAAAACGUCGCAGUUUAUUCUUUUUGGAAGGCCAAUCCUCACCGAACAAGAAAUCUCACUCCGUCUUGAGAAAACAUCUAAGUAUAGUUCAUUUAACUUGGAGACAACUAAUCAUUGUAAAGUCUACAUUGAGUCUGAAGAUGUUGGACGGACAAUAGACCUCUCGGUUCUUGGAUCUUACAAUGCGUUUUGCGAAAAGAUCGGUAAGAUGUUCGGGUUAGUAAACUCGGUGAUGCUACAUAACGUCAUGUACUGUGAUGGUACCGGUGAAUUCAGACCCGUAACAUAUCAUGAACCGUUCAGUGAGUUUGCGAGAACGGCUCGUAGAUUAAAGAUUCAUAUGGAUUCAAAAACGUUCAAGUAG